AAAAAGUUUUUUUGUUGUUGAAUUAAUCGUGCCGCUGAGCACAUACUUACAAAAUGAAGGGUUUCACACUUCUUAUAGCUGUCCUUUGCCUAAGUCGAACAUUAUUGGCACAAACUGGAUAUAAUUAUGAUCCACCACCAAAUCAACUUGGUGGAAGUGGCCCAGGAACACCAUCAGCUAGUUAUCCACCAGGUCCAUUGCCUGGUUCUGGUCCGGGAGGUCCAGGUUACCCAUCUGGAGGACCACAAGGGCCAUCUGGAGGUCCAGGCGGCCCAUCUAGAGGACCAGGCGGUCCAUCUGGAGGACCAAGCGGCCCAUCCGGAGGUGGAUAUCCAAGCGGUGCACCAGGAGCGGGACCUUCUUCUGGUGGAUAUCCUAGCGGAUCUCCAGGUCAACAAGGGGGUUAUCCAAGUUCUCCAAGCGGUGGUGCUCCGGGACAACAAGGAGGAUACCCGGGCUCACAAGGAGGAUCUCAACCUGGAUACCCAUCCGGUACACAAAGUGAUGUGAGUCAACAACGACCUGGCAGUGGAACUGGUUCCAGUGGAUACCCAGCAGCUGGACCACCAGCUGGUCCAGCCUUUCCAUCUGGCAGCGGACAAAAUGAUUAUCCCCAAGCAGGUCAAGGACCCAGUGGCCCGUCAGCCGGUUAUCCAGGAUCACAAGGACCUAGUGGCCCAUCUGCUGGUUAUCCAGGAUCUCAAGGACCAAGCGGACCAUCAGCUGGUUACCCUGCAUCACAAGGGCCUAGUGGUCCAUCUGCUGGCUAUCCUGGAUCACAAGGCCCAAGCGGCCCUUCAGCUGGAUAUCCAGGAUCACAAGGACCAAGUGGACCAUCCACUGGCUAUCCAGGCUCACAAGGGCCAAGCGGACCAUCAGCUGGUUACCCAGCAUCUCAACGCCCUAGUGGCCCAUCACUUGGUUAUCCAGGUUCUCAGGGUCCAAGUGGACCAUCUGCUGGUUAUCCAGGAUCUCAAGGACCGAGUGGACCAUCAGCUGGCUAUCCAGGAUCUCAAGGACCAAGUGGACCAUCGGCUGGCUAUCCAGGAUCUCAAGGACCAAGUGGACCAUCAGCUGGCUAUCCAGGAUCGCAAGGGCCAAGUGGACCAUCAGCUGGUUACCCUGCAUCACAAGGGCCAAGCGGUCCAUCUGCUGGCUAUCCAGGAUCACAAGGUCCAAGCGGACCAUCAGCUAGCUAUCCAGGCUCACAAGGACCAAGCGGCCCAUCAGCUGGCUAUCCAGGUUCACAAGGCCCGCAAGGUCCAUUUUCAGAUACUCCUGCUGGACCAGGUGGUCCAGGUCCAAUCGGUGGUAGUGGCCCUACUGGUGGUAUUGGUGGGGUUGGUGGUAGUGGCCCUACUGGUGGUAUUGGCGGGGUUGGUGGUAGUGGCCCUACUGGUGGUAUUGGAGGUGUUGGUGGUAGUGGCCCUAGUGGACCUAGCGGACCAUUUGGUCAAGGUGGUCAAGGACCUAGUGGACCUUCCGGACCAGGAGGACAAGGUGGUGGACCAGGAGGCCCAAGUGGGCCAGAAGAUGAUGGUCAAUAUGAAGGCGGUGAUUAUUCAGCAAUUCCUGGUGAACCUGGGCAAGAUUAUCCUAUUUUCUCUGAAAUUCCCCAAACAUCAUUUAAAUGUGAAGAUCAACAAUAUCCCGGAUAUUAUGCUGAUGUAGAAGCCCAAUGUCAAGUAUUCCAUAUUUGUGCGAAUAAUAAAACUUAUGAUUUCCUAUGUCCAAAUGGAACUAUUUUCCAUCAAGAAUAUUUUGUUUGUGUAUGGUGGAAUCAAUUUGAUUGUAGCUCAGCUCCAGGAUUGUAUAGUUUGAAUGCUAAUUUAUAUGAUUAUUCCAAAAAUGGAGCUCAACCACAAAUACCAGCUGGCGGAUUACCUGCUGUAGGCUUUCCAGCUGGUCCAGGCGGUCCAGGUUUUCCAGCUGGACCAGGUGGUCCAGGUUUCCCAGCUGGACCAGGCGGUCCAGGUUUCCCAGCUGGACCAGGCGGCCCAGGCUUUCCUGGAGGUCCUGGCGCUCCAGGUGGGCCCGGGGGUCCUUCAGCUGGUUUUCCUGGACAACAAGGUCCAAGUGGACCAUCAGCUAGUUUCCCAGGAUCCCAAGGUCCUCAAGGUCCACAGGCAGAUUAUCCACAAGGUCCAAGUGGACCAUCCGCUGGCUACCCAGGUUCACAAGGUCCAAUUGGGCCAUCCGCUGGCUAUCCAGGUUCACAAGGUCCAAGCGGGCCAUCUGCCGGAUACCCUGGUUCACAAGGUCCAAGCGGACCAUCUGCCGGAUAUCCUGGUUCACAAGGUCCAAGCGGACCAUCAAGUGGAGGACAAAGACCAGGAGGUCCUACUAAUCAAUAUGGACCUCCACAAGGGCCAAGUGGUCCAUCAGCUGGUUAUCCAGGAUCUCAAGGCCCAAGUGGACCGUCUGCUAAUUACCCCGGAGCACAAGGCCCAAGCGGACCAUCCAAUCAAUAUGGACCUCCGCAAGGUCCAAGUGGUCCAUCUGCCAACUAUCCAGGGGCACAAGGGCCUAGUGGUCCAUCAGCUGGUUUCCCAGGAUCUCAAGGACCAAGUGGGCCUUCAUCUCAAUAUGGUCCACCUCAAGGUCCUAGUGGUCCAUCAUCUGGUUUCCCUGGAUCUCAAGGUCCAAGUGGACCAUCCGCUGGUUUUCCAGGAUCCCAAGGUCCAAGUGGACCAUCCUCUGGUUUUCCAGGAUCUCAAGGGCCAAGUGGCCCUUCAAAUCAAUAUGGACCACCACAAGGUGGAGCACAAAGACCAGGUGGACCAUCUAAUCAAUAUGGACCUCCACAAGGUGGAUCUCAAGGACCAAGCGGUCCAUCAGGACCUGGUGCUCCAGCUAGUGGUGGAUAUCCUGGUGGAAGCAGGCCUGGUGGUGGCUCUCAAGCAGAUACUCCUUCAUUACCCGAUCGUGGAUAUUUACCACCAAAAACGAAAUAGGGAUACAAAUUUCUUAUUCAGAAUUUUUUUGUAAGACAAUUCGAACAAAAUGCCACCGACCGAGACAAAAAAUGAAUUAUCAGUAUUAUUUAUAAAACAAUCGAUCCAAAUUAUAAUUGAUACGAAUAUAAAUUCUAAUUAAAAUUUCUAAAGUACUGUUUACACAUCGACAAUAUACAGGACAUUUAAAUAAUUUAGUAUUCUAGUAUACAUCAAUCGUUUAUUUAAUUCGCGACAUACGACAUGACAAAAAUGUAUACACUACUUUAGAAUUUGUUUUUGUAUUCUCGAUUUUGAGCCA
Molecule: messenger RNA, 3255 nt
Organism: Chrysoperla carnea
Lineage: Eukaryota; Metazoa; Arthropoda; Insecta; Neuroptera; Chrysopidae
Product: collagen alpha-1(I) chain-like
Exons: 5
Coding region: 54-2954 (966 amino acids)
Cellular component (GO): extracellular region
Molecular function (GO): chitin binding
Source: RefSeq, a predicted model, not a curated record